CCCUUUGCUUCGUUUGUUUCCUUCUCUUUUGUUUGGGUUGCCUUCUUCUUCUUGUGAUCCUCCUCCCUCCCUCUAAAAGUCUCGCCUUUAGUUAGUUUCUCGCCCUCCGAAUCCGUCGAGACCCAACUACCCACGCCAUGAGCAUCGAGUACGAUUACCUGUUCAAGCUUCUCCUCAUCGGCGACUCCUCCGUCGGCAAGUCAUGCCUCCUCCUCCGAUUUGCUGACGAUUCGUACGUCGACACUUACAUCAGUACCAUCGGUGUUGAUUUCAAAAUUCGAACCAUUGAACUAGAUGGGAAGACAGUUAAGCUACAGAUUUGGGACACAGCAGGUCAGGAGAGGUUCAGGACUAUAACAAGCAGUUACUAUCGGGGAGCUCACGGAAUUAUUAUUGUUUAUGACGUGACAGACAUGGAAAGCUUCAAUAAUGUGAAGCAGUGGUUGAGUGAGAUUGAUAGGUAUGCCAGUGACAGUGUAUGCAAGCUUCUAGUUGGGAACAAGUGUGAUUUGGUUGACAGUAAGGUUGUUGAUACAGAAGAAGCCAAGGCUUUCGCAGAGUCAUUAGGAAUUUCUUUUCUUGAGACAAGUGCAAAGGAAUCCAUCAAUGUGGAGGAAGCUUUCUUAACCAUGUCAUCAGACAUCAAGAAAAGGAUGGCAACCCAGCCUGCCGUGGAGAGGAAACCAACUGUCCAUCUUCACAUGAGAGGGCAGCCCAUUCAACAAACCAGCAGCAGCAGUAGCUGCUGCUCAUCAUGAACUCAAACAAGAGGCCGUUCCUUUCAUGGCACUAGUACUUAGCCAGAGGUUGGAGAGGAUUCAUCACAACGCUGGAGAAAAAGCAUUGGAUUGGAUACUUUAGCAUUACAUAACCAUCAUGCGUGCAGAAAGUGUUACUUGCUACAGUUUGUUGCGACGUGAUAUCAUCAGUGCUUAUAAGCCUAAUUUUAAUAUAUGAUACAUGUUGUUGGAUACUUGGAACCGAUCAUGAUGCUUGAGCUUGAUGCAAGCUUGUCA
This is a messenger RNA of Oryza brachyantha (malo sina), 1016 nucleotides long. Its product is annotated as GTP-binding protein YPTM1-like. The coding region runs from base 138 to 758 and encodes 206 amino acids. Gene Ontology annotation, molecular function: GTP binding; GTPase activity. Gene Ontology annotation, biological process: protein secretion; regulation of exocytosis. Lineage: Eukaryota; Viridiplantae; Streptophyta; Magnoliopsida; Poales; Poaceae. The record is from RefSeq and is a predicted model, not a curated record. The transcript is spliced from 8 exons.